Sus scrofa (pig) is the source of this 1197-nucleotide messenger RNA. It is a transcript of the gene SEC62, whose product is annotated as SEC62 homolog, preprotein translocation factor. Gene Ontology annotation, biological process: post-translational protein targeting to membrane, translocation. The record is from RefSeq and is marked provisional. Gene Ontology annotation, cellular component: endoplasmic reticulum; endoplasmic reticulum membrane. NCBI's taxonomy places the organism in Eukaryota, Metazoa, Chordata, Mammalia, Artiodactyla, Suidae.
AUGGCGGAACGCAGGCGGCACAAGAAGCGGAUUCAGGAAGUUGGUGAACCAUCUAAAGAAGAGAAGGCUGUAGCCAAGUUUCUUCGAUUCAACUGUCCAACAAAGUCCACCAAUAUGAUGGGUCACCGGGUGGAUUAUUUUAUUGCUUCAAAAGCAGUGGAUUGCCUUUUGGAUUCAAAGUGGGCAAAGGCCAAGAAAGGCGAGGAAGCUUUAUUUACAACGAGGGAGUCUGUGGUUGACUACUGCAACAGGCUUUUAAAGAAGCAGUUUUUUCAUCGGGCACUGAAAGUAAUGAAAAUGAAGUAUGAGAAAGACAUAAAAAAAGAAAAAGAAAAAGGAAAAGCUGAAAGUGGAAAAGAAGAAGAUAAAAAGAGCAAGAAAGAAAAUCUGAAGGAUGAAAAAACAAAAAAGGAAAAAGAAAAAAAAAAAGAUGGUGAAAAGGAAGAAUCCAAAAAGGAGGAAACACCUGGAACUCCCAAAAAGAAGGAAACUAAGAAAAAAUUCAAGCUUGAGCCACAUGAUGAUCAAGUUUUUCUGGAUGGAAAUGAGGUAUUUGUGUGGAUCUAUGACCCAGUUCACUUUAAAACAUUUGUCAUGGGAUUAAUUCUUGUGAUUGCAGUGAUAGCAGCCACCCUCUUCCCUCUCUGGCCAGCAGAAAUGAGAGUAGGUGUUUAUUACCUCAGUGUGGGUGCAGGCUGUUUUGUAGCCAGCAUUCUUCUCCUUGCUGUUGCUCGUUGCAUUUUAUUUCUCAUCAUUUGGCUCAUAACUGGAGGAAGGCACCAUUUUUGGUUCUUGCCAAAUCUGACUGCUGACGUGGGCUUCAUUGACUCCUUCAGGCCUCUUUACACACAUGAAUAUAAAGGACCAAAAGCAGACUUAAAGAAAGAUGAGAAGUCUGAAACCAAAAAGCAGCAGAAGUCUGACAGUGAAGAAAAGUCAGACAGUGAGAAAAAGGAAGAUGAGGAGGGAAAAGUAGGACCAGGAAAUCAUGGAACAGAAGGCUCAGGUGGAGAACGGCAUUCAGACACAGACAGUGACAGGAGGGAAGAUGACCGAUCCCAGCACAGUAGUGGAAAUGGGAAUGAUUUUGAAAUGAUCACAAAAGAAGAACUGGAACAGCAAACAGAUGGGGAUUGUGAAGAGGAGGAAGAAGACAAUGAUGGAGAAACAAGUAAAUCUUCACGUGAAAAAUCAUAA